Molecule: messenger RNA, 1152 nt
Organism: Eremomyces bilateralis CBS 781.70
Lineage: Eukaryota; Fungi; Ascomycota; Dothideomycetes; Eremomycetales; Eremomycetaceae
Exons: 2
Coding region: 1-1152 (383 amino acids)
Source: RefSeq, a predicted model, not a curated record
AUGCUUCGGAGACGUCUCCUUGCAAUCGAAUUAUGCGUUGUCGAUUCGCCUUGCUUUUUACGGAGACUGCUCCCGUUCGUCCUGCUGGCUUGGUCUCGCAAGUUCUUCAUCAUCGGAUUCAUAUUGUACAACCGCCGCACCUCAGCGGAUAUACAAGAGCGCCGUAUUGCGAAUUUCUUUAGCCUCAAUUUCAAUGCUACAGCUCAUUUAACACGAGGGGAGGUAUUCGUAACAAUAGCAUAUCCGUCGUCACACUUCUCGUCCUAUGCGAUGCACGCAAACAGCAUCGAGAUACGAUGGCAAUGCACUGAUCCAGACCCAAUGUUACCACCGACAGAUCAGCCCUCAAACACGACUACUCCAUUUACCAGGAAGGGGAUAAGUCCAGGGACUGUAGCCGGCACCAGUAUCACCGUGGUGGCGGUAGUGACUGGCCUAGCUGUCGGAUUGUUCCUCUGGAUCCGAAGACGAAGACGGACCGAGGGAGGUCACAUCGAACAACCCCACCAGCAUGAGUUUGCCAAGCCAGAGUUGGAUACACGGAGUCCCCCUAUGGGCAGAAACGCCUAUACUGUCUCGAAAGCAGCGACAGCAGACAUUGGGGAACUCCAUGGCAGCCCCGUACCGAUAUCACCGACUAACACAACGCCCGUGUCUGGUACGACCACUGUCAGAUAUUUCAAAUGGGACGCAGAUAAAAGUGCCGAGCUCCCAUCACCUACAAAACCAGCAGAAGUUCAUGGGGAGGGAAUCCAGGAGCUUCAGGGGCAAACUGUCAGCCAUAUGGAUACGAAUGAUCAUAAUAUUUCGGUUUCGCCAAUUGGAAAUUCAAGAUCAGGACAGUUGAAACGGAAACCAGUACGACAGUCUCAAACCGAACCUUCAUACGAUCUUGUUCAGAACCUCUGUUCGCGUUUAGAAGGAUUAAGGUUCGGGCAAUAUGCCGGAAAGGGUUGUCACUACAUGUGGAUCGAAUCCCCAGUUGAUGUCAGUAUCAUAAACCGGGCAAAUACUGUUUCAAUGGCCUUUCAAGUAGCAAUGAUGAUGUCCGUAAUCUGUGAGAAAACAUGGGCUGGCUCACUGCUCAACUCGGGGUCCGGAACUAACCCGGCGGCGGAAUGCUUCUUGAACACAUUCCUCCUGUCGCCGUAA